Messenger RNA from Oryzias melastigma (Indian medaka), 2281 nucleotides. RefSeq names its product sorting nexin 6 (gene snx6). Gene Ontology annotation, molecular function: phosphatidylinositol binding. The coding region runs from base 143 to 1369 and encodes 408 amino acids. Lineage: Eukaryota; Metazoa; Chordata; Actinopteri; Beloniformes; Adrianichthyidae. The record is from RefSeq and is a predicted model, not a curated record. Gene Ontology annotation, cellular component: endosome. The transcript has 14 exons.
CUACAAAUGUCCUAUUUUUGUUGUUUACUUUGAUUUGUUAUUUCUUUCACGCACCCCUCCCCCUAGUUUUCAUUCAGCUGUUUGAUUCUCUCGCGAGAUCUGGCCACCCCGGCCCACUUCCUGUCACCAGCCGCUCGCAGCCAUGAUGCAGGAAGGGCUGGACGACGGACCCGACUUCCUCUCCGAGGAGGACCGGGGGCCACGGGCGGUCAACGUGGAUCUGGAGAUGGAUGCGACGCUGCAGGUGGACAUCUCAGACGCUCUGAGCGAGAGGGACAAAGUCAAGUUCACCGUCCACACCAAGAGCACGCUCCCCAACUUCAAGCAGAACGAGUUCUCCGUGGUCCGCCAGCACGAGGAGUUCAUCUGGCUGCACGACUCCUUUGUGGAAAACGAAGACUAUGCAGGAUACAUCAUCCCCCCAGCGCCCCCCAGACCGGACUUUGACGCGUCCCGAGAGAAGCUGCAGAAGCUCGGGGAGGGCGAAGGCUCCAUGACCAAGGAGGAGUUCACCAAAAUGAAGCAGGAGCUGGAGGCGGAGUACCUGGCCAUCUUCAAGAAGACGGUGGCCAUGCACGAGGUCUUCCUGUGCCGCGUGGCUGCUCACCCCGUCCUCAGGAAAGAUCUGAACUUCCACGUCUUCCUGGAGUACAACCAGGAUCUGAGCGUUCGAGGGAAGAACAAGAAGGAGAAGCUGGAGGAUUUCUUCAAGAACGUGGUGAAGUCUGCAGACGGCGUUCUGGUGGCUGGAGUCAAGGACGUGGACGAUUUCUUCGAGCACGAGAAGACGUUCCUGUUGGAAUACCACAACCGGGUCAAGGACUCUUCGGCCAAAUGCGACCGGAUGAUCCGUUCGCACAAAAACGCCGCCGACGACAUGAACAGAAUCGCCUCGUCUCUCUACAUGUUGGGGACGCAGGACUCCACGGAUCUUUGCAACAGGUUCUUCCUGAAGGUGUCCGAGCUGUUUGAGAAGACCAGGAAAAUCGAGGCUCGGGUUGCUGCAGACGAAGAUCUGAAGUUAGCUGACCUCCUCAAAUAUUACCUGAGAGAGUCUCAGGCUGCAAAGGACCUGCUGUACCGCAGGAGCCGCUCUCUAGUGGACUACGAGAACGCUAACAAAGCCCUGGAUAAAGCACGAGCGAAAAACAGGGAUGUUCUGCAGGCGGAGAACAACCAGCAACUGUGCUGCCACAAGUUUGAGAAGAUCUCUGAGUCGGCCAAGCAAGAACUUGUCGACUUCAAGACGAGACGAGUGGCAGCCUUCAGGAAAAACCUGGUGGAGCUGGCUGAGCUGGAGCUCAAACACGCCAAGGGGAACCUCCAGCUGCUGCAGAGCUGUCUGGGCGUCCUGAAAGGAAACACUUAACUGUCCGGACCCGCUGGACCCCCCCACAAGGACGGAACCAGUGAAGACAGACGAGCGACACUGACAUUUCUGAACCAGAGAGCGAGAACAGGAAGUCCGUUUCCGUCUUCAGCUCCUCUCGGUCCUCCUCUCCUUCUCUGGUUCCACAUCAGAACGCCUGUUCUGAACCCGGUCCAGCAGAACCACUCGUUACAUUUAUGGCCUUCCUCUUCUCGUUUUUUAUUUGUUUUCAUUCAGAAAAAGAAAUAAAAGUUUCUGGUCUGUCAGCCGCAGUCUGGACCCGGUGCGGUUCUGUCCAGUAGCGUUGGACGUCUUUCAGCGGCGCCUCUGGAGGUCAUCGUGGCCCCAGCAGAGUCACACCAAGAUGUUCCGUCUCGCUCCAAGUCCAGCUGGAAACAUCAAACUGGAAGCUUCUGACCCGGUUCUGAGGGUCAGCUGGGGAGGGAGCGGUUCUGAGACCAAACAUCUUGUUUGUGUUUGAAAUGACGGCUCGUUCUGUUUCUGCUGGAGUCCAGCCCCCCCCCUCAUUAAAGUGUAAUAAUAAAGUCCUUGUACAUGUUUUUAUGAACUAACAGACGCUUCUCAUCCGUGUGGCUCGGUUCUUCUGGUCCGACAUGCUUCUUGUUUAUCUUCUCGGCGGUGGAGCUUCAGUCUUGUUGCCUUAACGUCAGUCACACUUUGAUUUCCUGUAAGAACAGAAAAAGAAUCACACGUUCGGUUCCAGUUCUUUAUUUUUUAACUGCACUGUAAAUGAAUGUUCUUCACUCUGAUGUGACCAAAGCUUUCAGAUCCAGAUGGAGAUGUGAGGAAUUAACUCACUGGUUGGUUUGGUUGGUUGAACUUCAGCAGGUCUGUAAUCCACACGGCUCUCUCUCACGCUCAAUAAAGUCUCUAUGGACACUUUUCUUACAA